AUCUGCGGGUUGGACUCGCACAGCUUCACGAAAGACUUCAGCUCCACCAGCUUCCUGGGAUCCAUGCUCGCUCAGGCCAGCACACACAGCGCUGAGAGGAGGAGAAACACGAGAGGAGUAAACCAGUGAAUGAAUCAGUGAAGUAAAUCACGGGCCGUGAUGCUGCUGCUGCCCGUGUGAGCAGCGAUGUUCCCCGCCGGCUGCUCGCUGUCUGCCCGGCUGCUGCUGCUGGCUCCCCGCAGCCCCGCAGGAUGCAUCUGGUGCUCGUGCAGAAGCAUUUCUGUGAAACCGGGAGGUUUGAAACCAAAGACGGUCCCAGCCCGGUACCUCGGCCAGCCCAGCCCUUUCUCCCACCCGCACCUCCUCAAACAUGGUGAGGUGACCCCAGGGUUGAGCCAGACAGAAUUCGAGCUCCGCAGGCUCAAGCUGGCCGCGCUGAUCCAGGCCCAGGCAGAAAAGAUGGGACCUUCUGCUUCCUCCGGCACCCACGUGGUCAUCGUCCUGUCCCAUCCCACGCGCUACAUGACCAAUGACAUCCCUUACCCCUUCCACCAGAACCAGGACUUCCUCUACCUCAGCGGCUUCCUGGAACCCGACAGUGCUCUGGUGCUUCACGGGAGGGGCCAGCCGGACCAGGCCAUGCUGUUCGUCCCCCGCAGAGAUCCGGGGAGGGAACUGUGGGACGGCGCCCGGGCGGGGAAGGACGGGGCGGCUGCUCUGACCGGCAUAGAGCGAGUUCACAGCACAGAGGAACUGGGUCUCGUACUGAAGAGCCUUAAAGGCACUCAGUUCUGGUACGACAGCUCCCACCCCGCCCACCCUCGGCUCCACCAGACCCACGUGCUCCCGGUGCUGGAAGAGGGGCCGACCCCGCGCUCGCUCAGGUCCCUCGUCCACUCCCUCAGGGCCCUCAAGAGCCCCGCCGAGGUGGCCCUCAUGCAAGAAGCAGGUCGGAUCUCUGCACAGGCUUUCAGGAGGACGAUGUCUCUGUCUCGGGGAGAGGUGGAUGAAGCUGUGCUAUUUGCCAAGUUUGAUUUUGAGAAUCGGAUCCACGGCGCCAACUUCCUGGCCUAUCCGCCGGUGGUCGCUGGAGGGAAUCGAGCGAACACGCUGCACUACAUAAAUAACAACCAGAUUAUCAAGGAUGGAGAGAUGGUCCUGCUUGAUGGAGGCUGUGAGUACUUUGGUUAUGUCAGCGACAUCACUCGGACGUGGCCUGUGAACGGAAGGUUCAGUCCGGCCCAGGCCGAGCUGUACGAGGCCGUGCUGGAGGUGCAGCGCUCCUGCCUGUCUCUGUGUUCCCCCGGCGUCAGUCUGGACCACAUCUACAGCACCAUGCUGGCUCUGCUGGGACGGCAGCUCAAGCGGCUCGGCAUCCUCAAGUCCAACACCAGCGACGCCGACGUGCUGAAGGCUGCGAGGCGGUACUGCCCCCAUCACGUUGGUCAUUACCUGGGCAUGGACGUCCACGACACCCCCGAAUUAUCCCGCUCUCAACCUCUACAGCCGGGGAUGGCCAUCACCAUAGAGCCAGGUUUGUACGUCUGUGAAGACAACGACCAGGCGCCGGAGCGUUUCCGUGGCUUUGGCAUCAGGAUUGAGGAUGACGUGGUGAUCCGGGACAAGGGAGGACCUCUGAUUCUGUCCUCCGACGCGCCUAAGACCCUCGCCGACGUGGAGGAGGCCUGUGCUGCCAGAUAAGGAUCGGAGGCCGGUGGAUCCAGAUCAACGUUUCCAUCUCCAUGGCGAUGAUCGUCAUCAAGCUCAGGGUGUUAGAACAUGAAAGAUUUGAGCGCACUGUAAAACCGAGCAUACGCUCAGAAGGACGCCGUAAACAACCGUACGCUGUAACUGGGGGGUUGUUAUCACAUCAAGGUUACGGAAACGGGCUGAAGCAUCCUGAUCAUGUGGGUCCAUGGUGCUGUCGGUGUUCAACCCAAUCCUGAACUUUAAAUCAAAACUACAAAAAAAAACCAACUUUAAUUUAAUGACUGUGAAAGCAUUUUACUUCCACUUUUUUCUUCUCAUCUCAUGUUUAAGUGCCCCCACCAUGACACGCUGGGUGUUUACACUGCAAAAACUCAAAAUCUUACCAGGAAUAUUUGUCUUAUUUCUAGUUAAAAUGUCUCAUUUUUAGUCAAAAAAAAUCUCAUUACACUUAAAACAAGAGUCAUCACCAGAAAAAUAACUUGUUUUUACAAUUUUCACCUGUUUUAAAUACAUUUUCGCUUGAAAUAAGUAGAAAAAUCUGCCAGUGGGACAAGAUUUAUUUUUUCAUAACAAGCAAAAAAAUCUUGUUCCACUGGCAGAUUUUUCAACUUAUUAUAAGUGAAAAUUUACUUGAAACAGGUGAAAAUUGUUGUUUUUUCCAGUGAUGAGUCUUGUUGUGUGUAAUGACAAGUGUAAUGAGAUUUUUUUGACUAAAAAUGAGAAAUUUUAACUAGAAAUAAGACAAAUAUUCUUGUUAAUAUUUUGAGUUUUUGCAGUGUAUAAUCUAAGGAUGAUUUCAGACCUGUGGCCCGUUUGUUUUGUUCUGAUUCAGGGGCUAAAUCGAUACAGUUGUUUCGUUAUUUGUUUGUGGUGUUUGUGUUCACAAGGCAACCGUUUGUGGCGUUUCAAAGCUGUUAACAAAUGCCAUGCGGGAACCAACUGUUCUCUCAUUGGUCAUAAAUGAACGCUUCUGUACCCCGGAAAAAAAAAACAACCAACAACUAUGGAGCAUCGUAAGCGAGUGUGGCUAGUUUGUUUGUCGGUUGCUGUGUGGUUUAUGUUCUGACUGCAAACAAACCGCUCCAGGUCUGGAAUGGAAGCGAACCGAGAACCUAAUCCUAACCUCUCCUAGGAGAUCUCGGCUCGCUUGUUUUGUGCCGCAUCCGAGCGCGAUUGCUGUGUUCACAUAUACCAAACGAACUGAUCUUUAGGGGGAAACGCUCCCUGUUUUGGAACAACUGCUCCAAACGGGACAGGUGUGAAAGCUCCCUAACUUAUAAAAAACGUUCACUUCUAUCAGCUCACACCAAACACAGAACAUCAACUCACUGCCGGAGCGGGAAGGACGAACCUGUCGGAGCUCCUGUGAGCAUAAAGAGGCCAGAGCGGCUGCUCGGGGUCAGCCUGGACUCAUUUCUAUAUCUAAAGUGUGAACACGUGUUCGGUGAUGGCAGUUUCACUGCUCUGGAAAUGUGAUCUCUUUUAAAGACGUAUGUUUAUAUGUAUUAAAAGUAUUCUGGUAAUAAACUCA
Molecule: messenger RNA, 3241 nt
Organism: Cololabis saira (Pacific saury)
Lineage: Eukaryota; Metazoa; Chordata; Actinopteri; Beloniformes; Belonidae
Gene: xpnpep3
Product: X-prolyl aminopeptidase 3, mitochondrial
Exons: 12
Coding region: 187-1701 (504 amino acids)
Cellular component (GO): mitochondrion
Molecular function (GO): manganese ion binding; metalloaminopeptidase activity
Source: RefSeq, a predicted model, not a curated record